Molecule: messenger RNA, 1550 nt
Organism: Aspergillus steynii IBT 23096
Lineage: Eukaryota; Fungi; Ascomycota; Eurotiomycetes; Eurotiales; Aspergillaceae
Exons: 2
Coding region: 114-1430 (438 amino acids)
Source: RefSeq, a predicted model, not a curated record
ACCAGCUCUCUAUUAUAGAUAGGGUCUACCCAAACCCGAUACUGUUGGAUCAAAUUUAUAACUCGCCUUUCUCCGCUCCCUCUCCCCGGUUCUGUGCGGGAUAUAUUGAUAAUAUGGCGGAACCUAUCAGUCUGGCUUCUGGGUUACUGGCAUUAGCCACUUUUGCAUUCCAGUCGAGCAUUAAGUUAUAUGAAACAGUCAAGAGCUUUCAUUCCCACCCGAAGCGCGUACGCGAUCUUCUAGAGGAGCUGGAGGCAUUGAGCGGGGUUCUUGGCCCACUCACCGAGACAAUCAGCAGUAUUACUGAUGUCGACCUCACGGCACUUGACCUUCCCCUGUUACGAUGUGGUCACGCCUGUGGAGAGUUCGAGCAAGAGAUUCAAAAGUGUUCAAUGCGUUCCGAGGGUAGUCGCACGAGCUUUCGCGAUUGGGCCAAAUUAAGGUACAUGGGCGAUGACAUUGAUGGCUUUAGGCGCCUGUUGGCUGGAUACAAGUUGACUAUUAAUAUUGCUCUUACGGAUGUCAACCUUCGCAAGUCAUCCAUUACAGCCGAGAGUCUCAGAGAUUACGAAGAUCUUAUCGUAACAGCUAAGGCCGAUCUUGAGGCUCACCUCGAAACCAUCGAUGGAAAGCUUGAGCUUAUAUUUCAAAAAACGGUGGCAGGAUCCGAUUCAGAUGCAUCCGAACUACGACUGAUCGAAGAGGAACGACUUAGCACGGAAAAAUGCCUGCAAAUCUGUACUCAGUUGUCCAACCAUAUUAGCCAAAUCCAGUCCACACAUGAAUCCGAUGACAGUGCCCCCGGACCAUUCGAUUUCGAUACCCUGCCGGAAAGAGUCACGAAGGAGAGCCUGCAGGAUUGUAAGAAAAGGUUAACUCUCACAGCUGCGAAGCUCGAGAGGCAUAUGAAAGACCUGAUGGACAAGUUAUUGAUAAAGUCGCGAUUGAAUAUGACAUCCGAAGAGGAGUUUGCCGAUCUUACUAGGUUACGAGAAGAGUGGGAGACAGCCCGUCAGUGCAUGGAUAUCUGCUCCAGGGCAGAUGAUCACCUAAAGGAGAACAUCAGCAACAUUGACAACUAUGCCACCGGUGACGCUGUACAAUUCAUGGUUUCGACAAACGGCACAAUCAUCCACGGUAAAAAUCGAGGAGUGGGUUGGAGAUCGAGGCAGGUUGGAGGCCAUCUUAGCGAUGUUUCUCUCCAACAGCUAUCACGAGACUUUACAAGUAUCAACCUGGGGAGUACCUUGCGCCCAUCUUCACAAGACAACUCGCCGAAUUCUCCUAACAACGAGACACCAAGCGAAACUACAUCCGAAUUCAAGGAACGAUAUGGACGAGGCUUCCGACUCUCACCUAAAACUUCUCAGCACAUACCUAUCAAUGUGACCGCGGGCGUGGAGGAGCGAAGCAAUUCACCGAAGGAAUAAGAUAACUAGGGCUAUCCAUUGAUUGGAAUUCCCUUUCUUAUUCUCAAGCCUAUCUCUUUUGUUUGCUCCUAGUAUCUAUCAUAAGUCGCGUCUAUGUAUUGAAUGGCACAGUGAUACAGC